AUGAGAGACCUGUAUGAGGACGACCCAUUUGGUGAUUCUGGCUCCGAAUAUGUGCUUAGUAAUCCAAGUGGCUCAGAAAGUGAAAGCGAAAGGGAUGAGGGUACUAUAAAUGCAACAGUGAAAACAAGAAAACCCAUCAGGAAUGAGCAAAUGUGGCCAAAAAAUAUUAUGAAAGCGAAGCGAAUAAAAGGUGAAGAAUAUAGGAAUUUCAAAGGGUAUUCGCUAAUAUCGAGAAAAAAAAUUCGCAAAAAGGAUACCAUAAUAAAUCCUCAAGAAUACUUGGAUUUAUUUAGCGAAUCCGGAAGUGUUCAAGUACUUGGCGUUAAUUGGAAAGUCUACGACUGGCAAGAACAAGUCAAAGCACAUGUGCGUGCUACUUCAUUGUUACCCUUUAAAAUUAAUUCUUGCAAACGUGUAAUGAUCACGAAAAAUACUAAAGGCAAUGUCAUUGUUCAGGGCGAGCCAUUUUACAAGCAUCUUAUAGGCACCGCUCAAGGUAUCUGUAAAAAACGAAAAACAUUCUAUGACAUCAAUCCUGAUGAAAUGAGUACUGGUCAUCGCAAAAUCAAGCCGGAAAAGAUCAAAAACGUGGAUGAGCUCUUGACAGACCAUUUUGGUUCUACUUGGAAAGAGGAAGCUGAAAAUUUAGGACUUCAGUAUUAUCGAGAUGUGUUAAGUGAUGAAAACCGUGGCAAUGAAAAAGCAGAAGAAGUUCAAGAAGAGCUCCUUUGUGAUCCUCAAGAAGACAAAAAUAAAUUUGUAUAA
Messenger RNA from Psylliodes chrysocephalus, 765 nucleotides. Lineage: Eukaryota; Metazoa; Arthropoda; Insecta; Coleoptera; Chrysomelidae. The record is from the annotation of a GenBank genome assembly.